Messenger RNA from Neopsephotus bourkii (Bourke's parrot), 4997 nucleotides. RefSeq names its product amyloid beta precursor protein binding family A member 1 (gene APBA1). Bases 250 to 2724 code for a protein of 824 amino acids. Gene Ontology annotation, molecular function: protein binding; amyloid-beta binding. The transcript has 13 exons. Gene Ontology annotation, cellular component: plasma membrane; cytoplasm; dendritic spine. Gene Ontology annotation, biological process: chemical synaptic transmission. The record is from RefSeq and is a predicted model, not a curated record. Lineage: Eukaryota; Metazoa; Chordata; Aves; Psittaciformes; Psittacidae.
GCGGCAGCAGGAGGAAGAUGGUGGCAGCAGGCGGAGCGGCUGCCUGCCGGGCAUUCCGCCCUGCGCUGCGCUGCCCCCCCCGCCGGAGCCGCCCUGCCUGCUAAGGAGGCGGCGAAGACCCGCACCAGGUGCGGUGGUUGGAGCCCGAGUGCCCGCGUCGUGGGGUGCCGGGGAGGCCGGCGGGCCCGCAGGCGGGCGGUGCAGCGCGGGGUGAGGUGAGCUGUGAUAGACAAAAUGUCAGUAUAAUAAAUGACCUACCCACCAGAAUUUGCCAUGAACCAUUUAGUUGGACCGCCUGUGGGGGAAGUAAGUGAAGAGCCAGCAAAUGGAGCAGUGAAUGAAUCAGUGGAGGCUGACCUGGAGCACUCAGAGGUGGAAGAGGAACAGCGGUAUGCAACUCGCUACCCAAGACAUAUGAACAGCAGCCAAGGAGGCCUGUCUGGGCAGGAGGAAGAAGGGAUGUUAGCCCGGUCAGCCAGCACUGAGAGUGGUUUCCACAAUCACACGGAUACUGCAGAAGGGGAUGUGAUAGCCACAGUGGAGGACAGUUACGACACAGAAAGAGUUCAGGAAAAUGAGGAUGAGAGCGCAUAUGCUGUGCAGUACAGGCCUGAGUCUGAAGAGUACACAGAGAAUGCUGAGGCUGAGCAUGGUGAGGCCAUUCAUAAUCAAACAUUGCCUAAUCACUUACAUUUCCAUUCCAUUGAACACGAGGAAGCCAUGAAUGCAGCAUACUCAGGUUAUGUCUAUACACAUCGGCUCUUCCACCGGGGAGAAGAUGAACAGUAUGCUGAGCCUUAUGCUGACUACGGACUGCAGGAACAUGUAUAUGAGGAGAUAGGAGAUACACCAGACCUCGAUGCUAGAGAGGGUAUCCAACAGUAUGAGCGGGAAAGGGAGGAAGCCGAUAAUUACCGCAAGGAGGCACUUGGUGCCCGCCUUCACCAUUAUGAUGAACGGUCUGAUGGAGAGUCUGACAGCCCUGAGAAGGAAGCAGAGUUUGCACCCUACCCAAGAAUGGAUAGUUACGAACAAGAGGAGGAUAUUGAUCAGAUUGUAGCAGAGGUGAAGCAGAGCAUGAGCUCCCAGAGCUUAGACAAGGCAGCUGAAGACAUGCCAGAGGCAGAGCAGAGUUUGAAGCAUGGUCAUGCUCUUGUUGGUGAUGGGCAUGAAAGUAAUGGCCAUCUCCCAGCUGGUUCUCGAGUUACAUCCAGCUCAGGAGAAUCUGUACAGAGGUACAGUAAGGAAAAGAGAGAUGCAAUUUCAUUGGCCAUCAAGGAUAUUAAAGAGGCUAUUGAGGAAGUGAAGACGAGGACCAUCCGUUCUCCUUAUACCCCUGAUGAACCUAAGGAGCCUAUCUGGGUGAUGAGGCAGGACAUCAGUCCAACCAGGGACUCUGACGACCAGAGGCCACUAGAUGGCGAUUCUCCAUCUCCAGAUUCCUCUUCACCUCGAGGUGCUGAAUCAAGUAGGCAACAUCAGCAGGAGACCUCCACUAAUAAAGAGUCCAGAAAAAGUUUGGCUUCAUUUCCAACCUAUGUUGAAGUUCCUGGACCUUGUGAUCCUGAAGACUUAAUUGAUGGAAUCAUUUUUGCUGCCAAUUACCUUGGCUCAACUCAACUGCUUUCUGAUAAAACUCCCUCCAAGAAUGUGAGAAUGAUGCAGGCUCAGGAAGCUGUCAGCAGGAUCAAGAUGGCCCAGAAAUUAGCCAAAAGCAGGAAGAAGGCUCCAGAAGGUGAAUCUCAACCCAUGACUGAAGUGGACCUCUUCAUUUCUACACAGAGAAUAAAAGUACUGAAUGCAGACACACAGGAAACCAUGAUGGAUCAUCCCCUGCGGACCAUUUCUUACAUUGCAGAUAUAGGAAAUAUAGUUGUUUUGAUGGCUCGUAGGCGAAUGCCGCGGUCUAACUCCCAGGAUAAUGUGGAAGCAUCUCACCCUUCCCAAGACGGAAAGAGGCAGUACAAAAUGAUUUGCCAUGUCUUUGAGUCUGAGGAUGCACAGCUGAUUGCACAGUCCAUAGGUCAAGCAUUUAGUGUGGCCUACCAGGAAUUUCUGAGGGCAAACGGAAUCAACCCAGAAGACCUGAGCCAGAAGGAAUAUAGUGACUUGCUCAAUACCCAGGACAUGUACAAUGAUGACCUGAUCCACUUCUCCAAAUCUGAAAAUUGCAAAGAUGUUUACAUUGAAAAGCAAAAAGGAGAAAUCCUGGGUGUGGUAAUUGUGGAGUCUGGCUGGGGAUCCAUUUUGCCUACAGUUAUCAUAGCCAACAUGAUGCAUGGAGGACCAGCAGAGAAGUCUGGGAAGCUGAACAUAGGGGACCAGAUCAUGUCAAUCAAUGGGACCAGUUUGGUUGGUUUACCACUCUCAACAUGUCAGAGCAUUAUAAAGGGUUUGAAAAACCAGGCCCGGGUUAAACUGAACAUAGUUAGGUGUCCUCCAGUAACCACAGUCUUGAUCAGAAGACCAGAUCUCAGAUACCAGCUGGGCUUCAGUGUGCAGAAUGGGAUUAUCUGUAGCCUUAUGAGAGGAGGUAUAGCAGAGCGAGGAGGUGUGCGUGUUGGCCAUCGGAUCAUUGAAAUCAAUGGGCAGAGUGUUGUAGCAACACCCCAUGAGAAAAUUGUUCAUAUUCUCUCAAAUGCUGUUGGUGAGAUUCAUAUGAAGACUAUGCCAGCUGCCAUGUACAGACUGUUGACUGCGCAGGAGCAACCAGUUUACAUCUAAAGCCUACACCUCACCAUCAUAAUGUGCAUGGAGGAUGUUUUUCCUCGUUAGUGCUUGUCUCUCUCGUGCUGCAUUUCUGUGUCUGCAGAGACAUUUCUCAAUCUCUCUCUCUCUCCUUCACAGACACAAAUACACUGUCUCUCCUCCCUCCCUUUUUCCUCUUCUUGAUACCAUUCAACUGAAUUUGGGAAGGGGCAAAAUGCAUCUAUGGGACUAUUUUGGUUGAAUCUUUUUAUAAGUGAAACUUUAGUUCCACAUGCAAAAACAGGAAAAUAACAGCAGCAUUGCUUACAUCAGGAUUCACAAAGAAGAUUGAUCCUGCUUCAUGCUGCAUUAGUCUUUUUUUUGUGGCUAUGAUUUUACAAACUGAGUAAAUUAAACAUUGCUUAAUUAAAUGUCUUUACCAAACAGAUAAAAGUAUAGGGUGAAAAGUGUUCUCUUGGAUGUCUUAUGUGUGGUUUUGCUUUUCUUGCCCUAUUUUCCCACAGGCACCGAGUUCAAUAUUAAAAGUUUAUGUCUGUACAAAAAGUACCAAAAAGAUAGUUUCACUCUCAGAAAGAAUUACCUGAUUAUGAGGACUCAAUAGAUGCUGCUAUUGUAAAAUGGACUUUCCAAAUACACAUCUUUAAAUUCCUCUCUCUUUUCAGUUCUUCAUGAUAGUAGGACUCCAAAAGGUACUUUGAGAGUUGUUGAAACAUGUUACACUUUUGUUUGCUUACACUGAGUCAUUUGAGAGGCAUAUUUUACAGCUGCCUCCUUCUCUCUGCCCCUAGGUUUCUAUCUUGUUUUCUUCUACUUUGUUUUUAUAUGCAACAUGUCAUAUAGUCCCUUGCCUAUUUUAGAGGUUAAAGGAGGGGGGGGAGGAUCUUUAAAUAUCUACAAGAGAAAUAAUGAGGGGAUUUCAUGAAGAGCUACACUUUUUCUAGGCUCUUCAUUCAGAAUUUGGUGCACACAGCCAUGUGUGCCAGUGUAUAUAGACCUUUUUAAACUUGUGCUUGCUAUUUAUGAAGUUUGAAUAUAAGAGAUCUGCAGACUAUUCUAAGUAAUUUUGCUCUCUGAGCCAGUUUUAACAUAUAUUUUUGUCCAAAGACCUGUCUAAUUUUAUUGACUUUUCUUUAGUUCACUAAAUAGAGAACAGUGGCAGUGGAUGAAGUGGGGAUAAACUUAUUUAUUUUGUUAUAUAAUUCAACUUGUGAUUUUUUUUUUCCAUAUGUAUAGCACUUAAAGGAGAUAUGUGUGUACUAUAUGCACUUGUAUGAAGAUGAUAAAUUGUAGGGAUGUAUUAACUCUAGGAUUAGGAUUUAAUUGGCCUCUAACUUGCAUGCUAGAGACAAAAGGGGGAAAAGGGGUUUGGUUGUUUUUCAAGGGUAGGAGGGAAUGAGCAGUGGCUUGUCUUCCUAGUGAGAGAAUAAUUCUUCCUUCUCCAUAGUUACUUUUUAGCCAGACUGUAUACUGGUAUUUAUGCUGAAAUUGAACCAUGCAUUUAGUCCAGGCUAAUGUGAUGAUUUCUUUUAAAGAAACAGUUUGCUAUAUUGUGACGAUAUUAGAAAGGCUCAGUGAGAUGAAAAUAAGAGCAGGCCACACACAGCCACAUACCACUUUUGCUUUGCAAAUGUGAAUUUGGAUAAUGGUCACUUUUUUUCUUAGUUAUUGUGGGGUGGACUGUGCAAUGUAAGUAUUAUUUGCAGUCCAGCAACAAUACCUGGACAUUACUAUGGAGAUUCAUGGAAGUGAAUGAGUGUGCUUUUACAUGCAUCUGCACACUUGGUGCAAACACUGCUAAGAGUCAUUGAGCCCUCUUGCCAAAAGUCCAUUUUUGGCUUUCAAAAAUCAUGGAUAUCCAGGGGCUGAUCAGAGGUAGAGAAUAAACUUUGUAUUUCAGUGGUCAGUAAUAUUUAAAAAAAAAAUAAUGGAGCGAUGCAUAAGCUAUUGUAGCAAGUGAACAUGUUUUAGUGCUGAGAUUAAUGUACGAUGACUUGAUUUUACUUGCAGUUCUUGUUUUAUGAUUUAAUCCAAAUCUCCAGAAUAGCAGAUUGCACAAGAGAGCAGUGUUAGUAUUCCAGGUUAGUACUUACCUCUGCUACACGACUGAUGCAACUAGAUAGUGAAUGACUUCUGAGUAUAUUGUUUAAAUGUAGACAUCUGGUUUAUGAUCAUUUGAACAUUUUUCCCAAACUUUCCACCUAUAUAGUAAUAUAUGUAAAUAUGAUAUAUAACCAUGUACAAUUUAGAAGAUUAUAUACAGUGCAGCCUUCCCAUGAGUUGCCUGAGGA